AUGCCCGAGACCACGCAGGAGGCUCCGGCCAAGGACUCGCCCUUCUUCAUCAAGAACCUGCUCAACUGCGACAGCAAGCCGCCCAACAAGCCCAAGCCGCCGCCGCUGGCGGCCCACCGGGCGGCCCUGGAGGCGGCGGCCGGAGGCUUUUCCCUGGCGCAGGUGGCCGACUUCGGCUUCCCUCGCUUCGAGCUGCCCGCGCAGCGCUUCACUCUGCCGGCCCACUACCUGGAGCGCACAUCGGCCUGGUGGUACCCGUACGCCCUCAACUCGUCCGCGCACAUCCACAGAAGUGAAGCCACAGAAAAAGUGACAGCCAGAGACUCGUCCCCGACGUCGGGCACGGACCGGGACUCUCCGGAACUGGUGCUCAAGUCCGAGCCGGAGGCCUGCAAGGACGACGACGAGGACGACGAGCGCGCGGCGAGCAAAAGCGGCGACGAGAUCAUCUUGGAGGAGAGCGACUCCGAGGAGGCCUGCAAGAAGGACGAGCUGGACGACUGGAAGAAACGCGACGACGACGGCGGCGGCGGAGGAGGAGGAGGAGACAAGAAACCGUGCCGCAAGAAGAAAACGCGCACCGUGUUCUCUCGCAGCCAAGUCUUCCAAUUGGAGUCCACGUUCGACAUGAAGCGCUACCUGAGCAGCUCGGAGCGCGCCGGCCUGGCCGCCUCGCUGCACCUGACCGAGACGCAGGUGAAGAUCUGGUUCCAGAACCGAAGGAACAAGUGGAAGAGGCAGCUGGCCGCCGAGCUGGAGGCGGCCAACCUCAGCCACGCCGCCGCGCAGAGGAUAGUCCGGGUGCCCAUCCUUUACCACGAGAACUCGGCGUCGGAGGGCGCGGGCGCCGCCCCCAGCGCGCCCGCCAGCCAGCCGCUGCUCACCUUCCCGCACCCGGGCGUCUUCUACUCGCACCCCAUCGUCACCUCCGUGCCACUGCUCAGACCCGUCUGA
Messenger RNA from Phycodurus eques (leafy seadragon), 954 nucleotides. It is a transcript of the gene hmx3a, whose product is annotated as H6 family homeobox 3a. Gene Ontology annotation, biological process: regulation of transcription by RNA polymerase II. Gene Ontology annotation, cellular component: nucleus. The coding region runs from base 1 to 954 and encodes 317 amino acids. Gene Ontology annotation, molecular function: RNA polymerase II transcription regulatory region sequence-specific DNA binding; DNA-binding transcription factor activity, RNA polymerase II-specific. Lineage: Eukaryota; Metazoa; Chordata; Actinopteri; Syngnathiformes; Syngnathidae. The transcript has 2 exons. The record is from RefSeq and is a predicted model, not a curated record.